CUGGUGGGGGCAGCGUGGGGCUUCCGGGGGAGGCAGCCACAGCAUCCGCGUUUUCAAGGGCCUUGUAGGCAGCAAGCCGGAGAAGAGGGAAUUUGAGAGGCCCGUGGAGACUCCCCCUACCCAGACCAGGACGUAGCUAGUUUCCGAACAGAAGACAUCGCUCAGAAGGGAUUUGGAUUAGGACUCAUUGGUGACUCACUGGUAGAACCCUCGCCUCCCACGCAGGAGACCCACAUUCGAUUUCUAGCCAUGCACAGCCACCACCCAUCUGUCACUAGAGGCUUGCGUGUUACUAUGAGGCUGAACAGGUUUCAGGGGAGCUUCCAGACUUAAGACUAGGAAGAAAGGCCUGGUGAUCUGCUUCUGAAAAUCAGCCAAUGAAAACCCCAUGGAUCACAGUGGUCCUCUCCACAUUGGGAUGGCACGAGACCCGGCAGCAUUUUGUUCCAUUGUCCACAGGGUCACCAAAAGUGAAGGCCAACUAGACAGCAGCUAACAACAACUCCAGCAAGAGGUCCUGAACAAAACUGAUAAGAUCUUCUAAAAAAGACCCUAUUUCCCCAAGCAGGGUCAUGUUCACAUGUAUGUAUCUUUUGGGAGGAUCCAUAACAAUACUAGAGAGCCUGGUUCCAAACCGAGUCAAAGACUGACAUCAAGAAUUCAAAGAGGGAUAGCGGGCUUGCCAAGUUGCUCCCAACCCAAACAAUAGAUAGCCAAGAUACUGAAGAACACGCCACUGGAAAAGAAUACUUUCAAGGCCACAGAUGAGGCAAAGGGGCUGUCUUUGAAAACACAGAGGCCUCUCGGAUUGGAAUUACCUGGCGGUCUCAGUGACAUUGCAGUCCCCCUCGGCGAAGGUGGAUUUGUUGGCCCCGCAUUGGAGACAACAGCAGGGGAGAGCAGAGCUUUAUUAUCACCAAGGCCACAGGACUCCUCUGGCUGGCCCCGUAGCUAGACUGCACUUCACAGAAGUCCAAGAGGGUGACCUCAGUGGGAUUUAGGUUUGGCCAAGUGGCCAGCAUGGUUUACAGUGACCCUUGCAACUGUCACUUGGCUCUGUGCACGGCGCUGGAAUCCAGAUGGAGAAAUGCUCAUAAAGAACCCAUGUGAUAAAUGGAUACGCAUUUCGGAGCAAUUUAAAUCUGUCAUUCCUAAUUGUACUUUUUUUUCCAAAAGCUUCUCUGCAGUAGUGUUAGAAAAAUGAGAGCUGGGGGAGAGGGGAAGCAAUAUCCUUCGGUAAUGCAGGAGGGGUAUGCCCUUCCAGAAUUUUCUGCCUUGGUACAAGUCAGGAACCACUGUGGAAUAAACUCUGAACAGAUAUGAGUAGGACUUUGGGUGACACGGGAGAUGUAUGACCAUGUCCUUGGACUCCAUUGCUGUUGAGUCGAUUCUGACUCAUAAUGACCCCAUGUGACAGAGUAGAACUGCCUCAUAGGAUUUCCAAGGCAGUAAUCUUUAUAGAAAGGAGUCAUGGUGGCACAGUGGUUAAGCACUUGGCUGCUAAGCGAAAGAUCGGCAGUUCAAACCCACCAACUGAUUUGUGGGAGAAAGAUGUGGCAGUCAGCUUCCAUAAAGAUUACAGCCUUGGAAACACUAUGGGGCAGUUCUACUCUGUCCUAUAGGGUUGCUAUGAGUUGGGAUCGACUCAAAGGCAAUGGGUUCGGUUUGGUUUCGGGUUUAAUCUUUACAGACACAGAGUGCCACAUCUUUCUCCCACAGAGCAGCUGGUCAAUGUAAACCGACAACCUUUCAGUUAGCACCGGAGUGCUUAACCACUGCACUGCCAGGGCUCCCUUGAGCUCUAGGCUCAAUAAAUGUGCCAUGCCCUAGAAUCCUGACUUCCUAGUUAGGCUUCCUCCUUUCCUAAAUGAUGCCAAGCCAAAGCAUUUUUAUUCAGCAGAAACUGUUGGCCCUUUGCCCAAGUAACCUGAAAGUAAGUGAAGGUAGCCACACCGCAAGAAGACUCAGGUAUAAACAUUAUCAGUAGCUUGGUGCCCAAGGAGAUGCCUUGGGGCAGGUGGGCAGUGCCCACGAUGACAGCAGAGAAGCCUGGCUGUGAGGUGAGAUGGGGAGGAGGUUGGGUGCCUAUGGAAUCUUGUUGUUGUUAGUUGCCGUCUAGUCAGCUCCAACUCACGGCGACCUUAUACACAACAGAAGAAAUGUGGCCAUAUCCAGCGCCACCUUCAUGAUUCUUGGUAUGUUUGAGUCCAUCGUUUCAGCCACCAUGUCAAUCCAUCUCAUGGAGGGUUUCCCUUGUUUUCACUGACCCUCCACUUUCCAACCAUGACAUCCUUUUCUAGCAAUGGCCUUUCCUGAUGACGUGUCCAAAGUACGGGAGCCAAAGUCUCACCAUCUUAGCUUCUAAGGAACAUUCUGGUUGUAUUUUUUCUAAUGGGGGCCAAACAAGGGAGAGAUGGGCUCCAGUGGGCAUUUUUGUGGAGGAUGAAGUGCGGAGAGGUUGAGUGGGAAACGAGGGGCAGGAGUGGAGGUUGGCUGACGCAGGUGGAAUACAUUGUCCUGUAUGUAUGCUGCAAGAGUUGAGCGUGUGGAUGGUGACGUAGAAUCUAUUAGUUACCAUUUCCUGGGCAAUGCCUUGUCUUCCUGAUGGUACUGCGAGUCCCUUAGAGUCACACAGUUUGUUUCAGUGCCCCACAACACUUUAUAGAUGGGCAGUUCUUAGUCCUUAGGAGCCUUGGUGGUGUGAUGGUUAAGCACCCACCUGCUAACCGAAAAGUCAGUGGUUCAGACCCACCAGUCGCUCCGUGGGAGAAAGACCUGGCAAUCUGCUCCCCUAAAGAUUUCAGCCUAGAAAACCCUAUGGGGAAGUUCUACUCUGCCACGUGGGAUUGCUAUGAGUCAGAAUCGAUUUGAUGGCACACAGCAACAACUUAGUCCUUAUUCAUUGAGGACUGGUUUUGUAUCCCAAAGAAGGGAAUGGGAAUGGGAAUAAACAGACAGAUAAGGGCAGUCUGUGGCUGGGACGAAUAUGACUUUUUUAGAAGGCUUGGGUCCUAUUUGUCACUUGUAUCUGUUAGGACUGUUUUCAGCUACAAGUAGUAGAAACACAGCCACCAGUUUAUACAUGUUGUUGUUGUGUGCCGUCUAAUCGAUUCCAACUCAUAGCGACCUUAUAAGACAGAGUAGAACUGCCCCAUGGGGCUUCCUAGGCCGUACUCUUUUAUGGGAGCAGAUCGCCAGGUCUUUUCUCCUGCUGAGCCACUCGUGGGUUCAAACCGCUGACCUUUUGGUUAGCAGCUGAGCACUUAACCACUGCGCCACCAGGGCUCCCUGGUUUAUACAUACCAGGGCUUUUAUUCUUCUCAUGAACUCACAGGCUAGCUGUCGAGGGCUGCCCUCAAUGGCCCAAUGUCCUUCUAACAUUCCAUUCAGUCAUCUUUAGAGUGCGGCCUUUGUCUUCAUGCUCACAAGAUGGCUGCGCCACUUCCAAGGAUUGCAUCUGUGGUCCAGAUCUCCGCCGUCCGAACUCCGGGUCCAGACUGAGACCAGCUCACGGAAAGACAAGGCCCAGCCAGAAAUAAUAGCAUAGCAGUUCCUGCCUGUUGAGCACUUACUGAAUGCCAGAAGGAAGAAGGCCGGAGAUGGACGACUACAUGGAGACGCUGAAGGAUGAGGAGGAUGCCUUGUGGGAGAAUGUCGAGUGCAACCGGCACAUGCUGAGCCGCUACAUCAACCCAGCCAAGCUCACCCCCUACCUGCGCCAGUGCAAGGUCAUCGACGAGCAGGACGAAGAUGAAGUGCUCAAUGCUCCCAUGCUGCCGUCCAAGAUCAACCGGGCAGGCCGGUUGUUGGACAUUCUCCAUACCAAGGGGCAAAGGGGCUAUGUGGUCUUCUUGGAGAGCCUGGAAUUUUACUACCCAGAACUCUACAAACUGGUGACUGGGAAGGAGCCCACCCGGAGAUUCUCCACCAUUGUGGUGGAGGAGGGCCACGAAGGCCUCACUCACUUCCUGAUGAACGAGGUCAUCAAGCUGCAGCAGCAGAUGAAGGCCAAGGACCUGCAGCGCUGCGAGCUGCUGGCCAAGUCUCGGCAGCUGGAGGACGAGAAGAAGCAGCUGACGCUGAUGCGGGUGGAGCUGCAGACCUUCCAGGAGCGGUACUACAAGAUGAAAGAGGAGCGAGAUGGCUACAACGACGAGCUGGUCAAGGUCAAGGAUGACAAUUACAAUUUGGCCAUGCGCUACGCCCAGCUCAGUGAGGAGAAGAACAUGGCAGUGAUGAGGAGCCGGGACCUCCAGCUCGAGAUUGACCAGCUAAAGCACAGGCUGAACAAGAUGGAGGAGGAAUGCAAGCUGGAGAGGAACCAGUCACUGAAGCUGAAGAACGACAUUGAGAACCGGCCCAAGAGGGAGCAGGUGCUGGAGCUGGAGCGGGAAAACGAGAUGCUCAAGACCAAAAUCCAGGAGCUGCAGUCCGUCAUCCAGGCUGGGAAGCGCAGUCUGCCAGACUCGGACAAGGCUAUCCUGGACAUCCUGGAACAUGACCGGAAGGAGGCCCUGGAGGACCGGCAAGAGCUGGUCAACAGAAUCUACAACCUGCAGGAGGAGGCCCGCCAGGCCGAGGAGCUGCGAGAUAAGUACCUGGAGGAGAAGGAGGACCUGGAGCUGAAGUGCUCGACGCUGGGCAAGGACUGUGAGAUGUACCGGCACCGCAUGAAUACCGUCAUGCUACAGCUAGAUGAGGUGGAGCGGGAGCGCGACCAGGCCUUCCACUCCCGGGACGAGGCCCAGACCCAGUACUCGCAGUGCCUCAUUGAGAAGGACAAGUACCGGAAGCAGAUCCGCGAGCUGGAGGAGAAGAACGACGAGAUGCGCAUUGAGAUGGUCCGGCGGGAGGCCUGCAUCGUCAACCUGGAGAGCAAGCUGCGCCGCCUCUCCAAGGACAGCGGCACCCUCGACCAGAGCCUGCCCCGGAACCUACCGGUGACCAUCAUCUCGCAGAGCUUCGGGGAUGCCAGCCCCAGGACCAACGGUCAGGAAGCGGAUGAUUCCUCGACAUCAGAGGAGUCCCCUGAAGAUAACAAGUACUUCCUGCCCUACCACCCACCCAAGCGCAGGAUGAACCUGAAGGGCAUCCAGCUGCAAAGAGCCAAGUCCCCCAUCAGCCUGAAGCGAGCAUCAGAUCUUCAAGCAGGCCGCGGCCAUGAAGAAGAUGACCUGGACGCCAGCCCCAGCUCCUCCAGCUCUCUGCCCUCCAACAGUGCCUUUGCGAAGAUGCCACCCCAUCGGAACCGGAACAGCAUCAUGUCCAUCACUGCCGAGCCCCCAGGGAAUGACUCCAUCGUCAGGCGCUACAAGGAAGACGCGCCCCAUCGCAGCACAGUUGAAGAAGACAACGACAGCGGUGGAUUUGAUGCCUUGGAUCUCGACGAUGACAGUCACGAACGCUACUCCUUCGGGCCCCCCUCCAUCCAUUCCUCCUCCUCCUCCCACCAGUCUGAGGGCCUGGACGCCUAUGACCUGGAGCAGGUCAACCUAAUGUUCAGGAAGUUCUCUCUAGAAAGGCCCUUCCGCCCAUCGGUCACAUCCGGGGGACACCUGCGGGGCCCGGGGUCCACGGUGCAGCAUGCCACGCUGAGCGGGGACGGCCUCAUUACCCAGCUCACUGUACUGGGCGGCAAUGCUUCAGGCAGCUUCAUCCACUCCGUGAAGCCAGGCUCCCUGGCUGAGAAGGCCGGCCUGCGCGAGGGCCACCAGCUGCUGCUGCUGGAAGGCUGCAUCAGAGGCGAGCGGCAGAACGUGCCCCUGGACACGUGCACCAAGGAGGAGGCCCGCUGGACCAUCCAGCGGUGCAGCGGCCCCGUCACCCUGCACUACAAGGUCAACCAUGAAGGGUAUCGGAAGCUGUUGAAGGACAUGGAGGAGGGCCUCAUCACAUCGGGGGACUCCUUCUACAUUCGACUGAACCUGAACAUCUCCAGCCAGCUGGACGCCUGCUCCAUGUCCCUCAAGUGUGACGACGUCGUGCACGUCCGCGACACCAUGUACCAGGACAGAUACGAGUGGUUGUGUGCACGGGUUGACCCCUUCACGGACCACGACCUGGACAUGGGCACCAUACCCAGCUACAGCCGAGCCCAGCAACUCCUCCUGGUCAAGCUGCAGCGGCUAAUGCACAAGGGCGGCCGGGAGGAGGCAGACAGCACCCACCACACCCUGAGGGCACUGCGGAACACCCUGCAGCCCGAGGAGCCCUUGUCCACGAGUGACCCCCGCGUCAGUCCCCGGCUCUCACGAGCAAGCUUCCUUUUUGGCCAGCUCCUCCAGUUUGUCAGCAGGUCGGAGAACAAGUACAAGCGCAUGAACAGCCAUGAGCGGGUUCGCAUCAUCUCUGGAGGCCAGCCAGGGAGCCUGGGCCGGGCAUCACUGGACGUCACCAAGCUCCUGAGCGAGAAGCAGGAAGACGUGGAGCCAGAGAGUGAGCUCAGCAGAAACCUCAGCCUGAUCCCCUACAGCCUGGUGCGCCCCUUCUCCUGCAUACGCCGCCGGCCAGUGCUCUUCUCGCCCUCCAUGCUGGCCAAGACGCUGGUGCAGAAGCUGCUCAACUCGGGAGGCGCCAUGGAGUUCACCAUGUGCAAGCCAGAUGUCGUCACAAGAGACGAGUUUCUCAGGAAGCAGAAGACUGAGACCAUCAUCUACUUCCGAGAGAAGAACCCAAACACUUUUGAAUGCAUCGUCCCCACCAACAUCGAGGCCGUGGCCGCUAAGAACAAGCACUGUCUGCUGGAGGCAGGGAUCAGCUGCACAAGAGACCUGAUCAGGUCCAAGAUCUACCCCAUCGUGCUCUUCAUCCGUGUGUCUGAGAAGAACAUCAAGAGGUUCAGGAAGCUUCUCCCCCGGCCAGAGACGGAGGAGGAGUUUCUGCGCCUGUGCCGGCUGAAGGAGAAGGAGCUGGAGGCCCUGCCGUGCCUGUACGCCACGGUGGAGGCCGACAUGUGGGGCAGCGUGGAGGAGCUGCUUCGAGUCAUCAAGGACAAGAUUGGCGAGGAGCAGCGCAAAACUGUCUGGGUGGACGAAGAUCAGCUGUGAGGCGAUGGCACCCUGGGUCUAUGCAGACUCAAGGAGGGUCCACGCAGACUCGAGGGACGUCUACCCACCAUGUAAUGCUGUGGGUGGGGCGUUCUGUGGCCCUAGAGCAGCCACCCCCUGGGGACAGGUGCCACCGUAGGGACAGACAUACCUGGGGAGGGGCAGGGAGUCGUGAUUCCACCCCCAGCCUCCUAGGCUGAGUCAUUGGUCCCUGCUGGCAUACUCUGGGAGACAGGGCCAGACGGAGGACGCCCAGCCAGAGCCCCCAGCCAGUGGGCGCCUCUCAGGCUGGAACAGCAGUUGAAUGUAAUGCAUGGCACAGGUGCACCACCUGGACAGGUGUGGGGCAGGUAUACCACCUGGACAGGUGUGGGGCGGGUGCGCCACCUGGACAGGUGUGGGGCGGGUGCGCCACCUGGACAGGUGUGGGGAAGGUGCGCCACCUGGACCAGAGGCCAGGACACUGCCAGUUCUCAGUUACACGACAAGCACAUUCCCAGCCAGGACAGGUCUGGGGGGUGGGGGCAGUGUGCUGUGCUGUUGUUUUUCUUGCAUUAAAUAUCCAUAUUCCUUGGUUUUCUACCAUUUUGUUUAACAGUUGGCAGGGGUUUCUGCUCUUGCCACCUUCCUAACAGGGAAGCCACCCCAGCAAGCUCAGUUUAGGCCCAGAGUAGGCUCGGGGGAA
This is a messenger RNA of Loxodonta africana (African savanna elephant), 7731 nucleotides long. RefSeq names its product caspase recruitment domain family member 11 (gene CARD11). Gene Ontology annotation, cellular component: cytoplasm. Lineage: Eukaryota; Metazoa; Chordata; Mammalia; Proboscidea; Elephantidae. Bases 3576 to 7046 code for a protein of 1156 amino acids. Gene Ontology annotation, molecular function: CARD domain binding. Gene Ontology annotation, biological process: regulation of apoptotic process; positive regulation of canonical NF-kappaB signal transduction. The record is from RefSeq and is a predicted model, not a curated record. The transcript is spliced from 26 exons.